Messenger RNA from Botrytis deweyae, 1275 nucleotides. RefSeq lists its product as uncharacterized. Bases 1 to 1275 code for a protein of 424 amino acids. The record is from RefSeq and is a predicted model, not a curated record. NCBI's taxonomy places the organism in Eukaryota, Fungi, Ascomycota, Leotiomycetes, Helotiales, Sclerotiniaceae. The transcript has a single exon.
AUGAUAAAUUCAGCCAGACCUAGUGCAAACGCUAAGCUUGCUUUUCAUUUCGGGCAAGGACCUUAUGGAGAAUCAUGUGUUCCUAAGAUUAUUUGGGUCGAAUUGGAAGGUGAAGAUGGAAAAAAGUGCGUCAAGCAAGUUGAGAGAGAUGGGAAUGGUGUCAAGAUCCAUAAAAAUCUACUUGUACAAGCGAUGGAUAAGGUAUCACAUCCAAAUCCCGAGCCUCGUAACUUACCAUUGAACCAUUACCAAUGCACCAGAAAGUUCAAACUUAACCAUGAUAUUGUGCUACAUCAUCGAGCUGCACAUAUGUUCGAUAACUCAGUACCCAAUAUGAGCGUCUUCAAAUUCACUGAUGGAGUUCAAGGUCUCCUUUGGAGAGGACCUGUGACCUUCUACAGCUGCAAAGGGGUGAAAUUGGAUAGACUUGCAAACAGAGUCCCUGACUUGGAUGUCACUAUGUCUGACCUACAUGUCGCAUUGAGUUUCUUGCAGAACAAGACUGGAUCAAAUGCUGGGCCCGAAGCACUCUCGGCGGGCGGCUUGUUCCUGUAUGAAGUCUAUGAGCCUUUGCUGUUUCAACAGCUGAUAGUUAGGUACUCAAAGAACGCAAAGCCAAUCAAGGGUAUUCGAAUAUCUUGUCUCGGAGACAUUCAACAUCUACGCAAGGAAGAAUAUCAAGUCGUCGAUAUUUUACCUAAUCAUCCUAUAUUCCACGCCGAUCAGCCAGAUCCUCAUGCUGCCGUCCUCAAACAACUUGGAAUUCCACUCAUCGCUCGCAAGCUCAUAUCCGAUGAGGAUUUGCAGCCAAGAAAGGGUCUGCGGAGUAGGGUGGGCUACGAAGUUCUGGAGAACGAGGUGGCAAUUGCUUUGAACCUCAUCACUGAUGUCAAUAGCCACCGGUUCAAUUUUCCCGACCUUGGUGCACAUUGGAAGAAGGUCGUAGGACCGGUUGUGCUUGUGAGAGAAGAUGGGAAAAGACUCACAAUCCACCAAGUGCAAGCAUUGGUGGCUUUUUGCAAGCACAAGGUCGACUGGAAUGACGCUUUGUGGAUGGCUAUGUUGACUUUGGGGAUGGAAAGGCUUGAUCACUUCGUCUCAAUCGAGAUCAGACAGAACGAAGUACGCGAAAUAAUGAAAAAUGACGAAACGCUCAAGGCGCAAUUCCAAGAGUUUUUUGAAGAAUUCAAGCGGGAGAAGAUCAGUGGUGACGAUGAGGGCGAAGUUGAUGGGGACCCAUCUUGGGCUGAUGAAGCAUCACCAUAUGAUGUGUGA